GGCGCGCUCGGUCGGGGGCGGGACAAGGGGAGAGAAGGGCAGAGAGACGAGGGCGGUAGGGGGCCGCCGCGACGUUGCGCGGCAGUUGCGUCCGGCCCGCGUGCACGCGAAGCCCGGGAGGGGGCGGGGCUGAGGCGGGCACCUCCCCACCCAGGCCUCGCCCCCGCGGCCCGCCCGCACAUAUAGCCCAGCCCCCUCGCCUUGGCUGCGCCGCCCCCUCGCCUUGGCUGCCCCACCCCCUCGGCGGCCGCGCUCCUUCUCCCGCCGCCUGCUUGCCUCCCGCCCGGCUCCUUCGGCCGAGAGCGGGAGAAAGUCCUGCUGGUGGGCGGCCGCGGAGCUGCGCGCGUCCGGCAUCCCGGGGCCGCUCCGGCCCGGGCGGCUAGGGGGCCCGGCGGUCCAUGCAUCCGCCGCCGCCCGCCGCCGCGAUGGAUUUCAGUCAGAACAGUCUGUUCGGCUACAUGGAGGACCUGCAGGAGCUCACCAUCAUCGAGAGGCCGGUCCGCCGGAGCCUCAAGACACCAGAAGAAAUAGAAAGAUUGACAGUUGAUGAAGACCUCAGUGAUAUUGAAAGGGCUGUUUAUCUGCUCAGGUAUUUCAUAAAGUCUUUUUGUGAUAAUUGCUGCUUUUCCUGUGGCAGCAUCCACAAAUGAUUUCUGAAAUGUCAUGUUACGGUUCUGUUCAGAUUUACUUAACCACUUGAACAGAGUACUUUUGCAUGCGCAGCACUUAAUUAUGUUAUAAAUUAAGAUUUAGAUAUGGACUUAUGAACUUGAGAACCGAAAUCAAAUAAGAUACCUAGCUUAUAGAAUAUUGCUUGGAGGAGGAACAGAACAACUAAUGGUUUGAGUUCAAUCUCAUUAAAAAAAAAAAAAUCUUGCAGCUUUGGUUGUCCUCACAUAAGAUCCAAUAAAUUUAGAUGAGACUUAAGAAUAUCCAGUGAUUAAUUUUAAGUUAAUUGCAGAGUAUGAACUUCAUAUGCUAUUUACUGUACAGAAAAAAAAUCCACAAAUAUGGUAGUUCAGUUAUUUUCCCUCAGGAUAAUCCUGUUUAUAUGACUUCUGCUAUGUGUGCUUUAUAAUUUUGCCUGAGAGAUUUUAAAAUUUAAUUGAGCCUACUCUCACUUAAGUUUCAUCUUACAAGCGCUACAGAAUUGCUUAAGCCAAAUGGUAUUACAAAUAUUUACAAGAUUUCUCUCAACUAUUUUAAAAAUUGUGUUGUGGAUUUAACUUCUUAAAAGCUGAUGUGAACAUUAAUGAAAAUAUCUAUAAAAAUACUUCAGAAAUAGAAAUUUUCCUAAGGCAUUUUGUGUACAUUGUUUUAAAAUUUUUCUUGCACAUUUUUCCCCCCUUUUGGCAAAUUAGUUUUCGCUUUUUUUUUUUUGGAAUCAGAUUUUGAAAACUGGUGUUAUUUACCUCCUGGGAUAUUUGUCAUCCUUGUUUCCUUAGCUCAGGUCUACUUUGCCGGUUUCAGGUGCUGGCAAAUUUCUUCUUCUUUCUUGUUUUAUAGAUCAUGUUUCUAGUCCCAUGAUAUUCACUGAAUGACCCUGUUAAAAAAAAAAAAAUCUCCUCUCCUUGACUUCCAUUUUCUUAAUUAUUCUGUAGCCUAUUAGUGACAUCUUGGGUUCUAUUCUUGUCAGAAUUUUAGCAUGCUUACAAUUUAGACCAUUCUCUUCAAUAAUUCUGUUACUUU
Messenger RNA from Balaenoptera acutorostrata (minke whale), 1689 nucleotides. RefSeq names its product serine/threonine-protein phosphatase 4 regulatory subunit 4-like. The transcript has 2 exons. Gene Ontology annotation, cellular component: cytosol; protein serine/threonine phosphatase complex. The record is from RefSeq and is a predicted model, not a curated record. The coding region runs from base 399 to 650 and encodes 83 amino acids. Gene Ontology annotation, molecular function: protein phosphatase regulator activity. NCBI's taxonomy places the organism in Eukaryota, Metazoa, Chordata, Mammalia, Artiodactyla, Balaenopteridae.